AUGAUUCCGUGGCUUGGAACACAAGUUCUAGGAAGAGAAUCUAUGCAACAACAACAAGACACUCUGACUGGUGGCUGGAACGACAAAACCUCAAAGACUGGAGAUGUUGAUAGAAACAAGGAACAACAUGAGAAUCUUGGUUCAGUUUAUCAGGACCAGAGAGUACAACCUUGUCAUCUGAGUUCUUCCAUCUAUUACGGUGGUCCUGAUGUUUAUUUCCAGCCUCAGAAUUCGAGCAUCAACUCUACGAACAAGAAAGAAGGAGGAGAAGAUGAUUCGGGAAGUGCCUCAAGAGGAAAUUGGUGGCAAGGAUCUCUGUAUUACUAA
Arabis nemorensis is the source of this 327-nucleotide messenger RNA. Lineage: Eukaryota; Viridiplantae; Streptophyta; Magnoliopsida; Brassicales; Brassicaceae. The record is from the annotation of a GenBank genome assembly.